Molecule: messenger RNA, 672 nt
Organism: Linum trigynum
Lineage: Eukaryota; Viridiplantae; Streptophyta; Magnoliopsida; Malpighiales; Linaceae
Source: the annotation of a GenBank genome assembly
AUGGCGCUUCAGCUAUGGGAGACGCUGCAGCAAGCAAUCACGGCCUACACGGGUCUAACUCCGGCCACUUUCUUCACAGCACUGGCUUUUGGGCUGGCUAUUUACUAUCUGCUCUCUUCGAUGUUUGGGCCAUCUGAUCCGCCACCGAGGCCCAGGAGCUUCGAGGAGGAGGUCCAGCCUCUGCCGCCGCCGGUUCAGCUGGGAGAGGUCGGCGAGGAGGAGCUGAAGCAGUACGAUGGUUCUGAUCCCAAGAAGCCUUUGCUUAUGGCGAUUAAGGGUCAGAUCUAUGAUGUCUCCCAGAGCAGGAUGUUCUAUGGUCCAGGUGGACCUUAUGCCUUGUUUGCCGGAAAGGAUGCCAGCAGAGCACUGGCAAAGAUGUCCUUCGAGGACAAGGACUUGACGGGAGACAUCUCCGGCCUAGGUCCUUUCGAGAUGGAAGCCUUGCAGGACUGGGAAUACAAGUUCAUGAGCAAGUACGUGAAGGUCGGUAGCAUCAAGAAGGAAGUCCCAGUAACUGAUGGUUCCUCCAGCGAGCAACCAGCAACUGAAAAUGGCGAUGCCAAGCCUGCUACCACCGAAGCAGACGAUGCGAAGCCAGCCGAAGAUGCUCCAUCUACGGCAGUGGAGCAUAACGAGGUUCCUCCAACAAGUGUUGAGUCCAAAGAGGAUUGA